GGCAGUCAUAUGACACAACGUUUUCCUGUAACUUUUUGUUUUGUUUUGUUAGUUUCAAGUUUAUUUUCUAACAUCUUCAUCCGCUGCGAGGAAGUUUUGGGAACAGUUACGCCCUUGGCUACACGGAGCAUGCCUAUCAGUUUCUGAUUUUGAGAGCAUAUUUUUUGGGAGAUUACAUUUUCUUUCAGAUCAGACUAAAUAAAGUUUUUUUUCUGGAUUGAAAAUGAUAUGAUCAUCAUAGUCCUACAUGGAAACAGCAGUAAGAGGGAAGGCUAAAAGAAUACAUUUGAAUUCAAGUGAUUGUGAAGGCCUCCUUCAAGAUAAUAGGACGAUAUCUUCUCUCACCCAGCCUGUAUAUGGUUGUGACUUCAAUCUGUCUCAUUGUAAUCUUCUCCCCAAGCCACGGACUAGGAGACAGAAAAGAGGUUUAAAUGACAGUUUCAAACAGAAGAACAUUAAAGAUUAUUUUUCUUCUCCAAUGGAGGAAGAUAUUACCUUGACGGGAACAUCCAAUACAGAUUACUUGCUUGAAGAGUUGGAUGACUCCUUCUGGGACUGCAGUGACAACAGCAGAGAUAAUUUAGAUGCCAAAUCUGCAUCAUUUUCCAUGCAUUUUUUAAAAUGUAAAGAAGAAAAUCCCCACAUAUCAGAGGCAGCAGGUUGCAGUUCUUGGAUGAAAAAGCCACGUUUUGCUACUGAUACACAGGCAAUUGUUAACAAAGAAUUGUUGAAGGAAGAGGAGACAGAGAUGAUUAUUGAUCCUCUCCCAAAUGUUUAUUAUGGACUUGUGGGAGAAAGCAAUUGCAAAAUGGAGGGAAAAGCCUAUAAUGUUCAGCUUCCUGAAAAAGUUCUUAUGAUGAUAUUUAGGUACCUGCCUGCCGAAGACCUGUAUCAGAAUAUCAGUCUUGUUUGCAAGAGCUGGAAUGCCAUUAUUCAUGAUCCGCUAUUUGUCCCCUGGAAGAAGCUGUUUUUUCAGUACUGCAAAGGGAAGACUGAAGCUGUUCAAGAAAUUGAACAGAUUCUUUUGGACAACAAAAUCACAAAAGAAGAAGAACUCUGUGUGCUAAACUUUGUGAGAUAUGUAUCCACGAUGAAACAAAACUUUCGUGUUCAACCUGAGGCAGUAUACGAGUGUUUGAAAGGUCAUACACUAUUUGUUCAGGCUGAAAUCAGCUUGCAGAACAUAAUGCCAGAACUUAAUAAAGACGAAAAGGAACAGUAUGUCUGGGUUGUUUUGGUGGUUAUCGUGUUACUUUCGGAUGGAGUCAGAGACAUCCAGAGACUGGUGGCUGUUUUGAACCAACCAAGCUCCACCCUCAGUCUAGCUGGGAUUUCAGAAGUUUUGUAUCACAUAGCAGUUUUGCUCUUUGCAAUGAGAAAAAUUGGAGUCAACAUCAGCAACAGGUUCCAUUACAAUCUAUAUUAUGUUUUGCACCUGAUGGAGAAUACACCAUUCAGCUUUGAUGUGCUUCAACAACCAACUGAAGGUUCAAAUCAAGUUAAAGGAAGAGACAGAAAUGGUGUGAUGCCAGUGUCUGAAAUUUCAUUUACCCAUGAGCAGAAAAAAAUCCUGAAUCAUGAUAUUUCAGAUGGGCAUAUAGUGAAAAUCAUGGCAUUUGCAGGUACUGGGAAAACUUUCACAUUAAUUAAAUAUGCCCAGCAGAGACCCCAUCUUCAUUUCUUAUAUGUUGCUUUUAACAAGUCAGUAGCAGAGCAGGCUGCUCGUACGUUUCCUCCAAAUGUAGACUGCAGGACCAUUCAUUCCAUGGCUUAUCAGGCAGUAGGAAAAAAGUAUCAACGUUUAAAGAAGCUUAAUGUCUUUGGCUUAAAGGCUUUCAGUCUCAAUUGGGUUCUACCUAAAGGAAGAGGUGGAUUUGUAAAAGCAAAAUGUGUCGCACAGACUCUUCAGAAUUUCUUUGCUUCCAAAGAUGACAUCAUAAACACAGAGCAUGUCCCAGUUCGUUGCAAAAAUACACAAGGAAUGGUUGAAAUGGUGUUACACUCAGAAAAACUAAAGAUUGUUGAAGAUGCAAAUGGUAUAUGGGAGAAGAUGAAACAAUUACAAGAAAUGAGAGAGUCAGCCUUUCAUAUGCCUCAUGAUGGAUACCUAAAAUUAUGGCAACUUUCUCGACCGUGCCUACACAAAUAUGAUGUUAUUUUCAUUGAUGAAGCACAAGAUUGCACUCCGGCAAUCAUUGACAUUGUUUUGUCACAGCCGUGUGGAAAAAUACUCGUAGGAGACCCUCACCAGCAAAUCUAUACUUUCAGAGGUGCCAUAAAUGCGUUAUCUGAAGUUCCACAUACACACAUAUUUUACUUAACCCAGAGUUUUCGAUUUGGUCCUGAAAUUGCUUACAUCGGAGCAACAAUUCUUGAUGUAUGCAAAAAUGUGAAGAAGACUCUGGUGGGAGGUUUUCAGGAAGGAAGUGUACAAGGAAGCACAAAAGGAAAGACUGCAAUAUUAUGUCGCUGCAAUUCAACGGUGUUUGACGAAGCAGUGAAAGUCACAGAGGGAACUGAGCAAGUGAAAAUCCACAUCAUUGGAGGUCUAAAAAAUUUUGGUUUAGAAAAGAUUAAAGAUAUCUGGGCUCUUCUUCAGUCAGUGCACUGCAAAGAAGAAAUUAGGGAUCGAUUUAUUCAACAUUUUGUUCAUCAUGGUGGCUUUAAAGGCUUGAAGAAAUAUGCUGUUGAAGCUGAGGAUUGUGAACUUGAAGUAAAGAUAGCAUUGGUUGAAAAAUACAACUUUCGUAUUCCUGAAUUAGUGAAGAGAAUACACGACUGCUUUGUUGGAGAUGCCUCUUUUGCAGAUUGUAUUUUGGGGACUGUCCACAAAGCCAAAGGCCUUGAGUUUGACACGGUGAAAGUGACCAAUGAUUUUUCCAGAGUCCCGUGUGCCAGACAUAAUCUUGCCAGGAUACCCAGAUUCAGUGUUGAAAUGACACCUGAUGAUGAAUGGAACCUUCUGUACGUGGCAGUGACUCGAGCACGAAAAUGUUUGUUGAUGACAAAAUCAAUUGAGAACUUAAUAACUUUGGCAGGGGAAUACUUUCUGAGGUCAGAUCUGACAAGCUCCCUCCUUAAAGAUGGAACGCUUCCUACUUGUGCUGUUACAGAAUGUCCAAACAUUCUGAGUGAAAAGGCAACUCUUACAAUGAAGAAAGUCCCCAUGAAAUAUAGUGACCGGACAGAUGAAGGUGGACCUUUCUGCUCGACUUGUGUGGAGCAACGCCUGGGACCCCUGACUUUUCUGACUUGCUCUCCACAACUUGUGAAAUCAAUGAGCUAUACAUUGGAACAUAUUGAGCUUUCGCCAAGAAUCGAGCAGAUGUUAUGCCAUUUUUAAGGGAGACAUUUCUGAAAAUUCACCAAAAAAUGCUUUACAGUGCUAUAUAUUGAAAUUGGACACAAGACCAUUUAUGAGUUAUUGAUCGACUAGCACUGACUUUUCAGUAAUGGAUUUCAUCCUGGGGGGAACCUUACAGCUGCCCUUCCUCUAGUAAAGUGCAAUAUUUUGAAUUAUUUUAGUGGAUGUGAACUGCACUACCAGGCCAGGCUGCAGUGUUUAUAUAGGGGCUGUAGAAGGGAGGAUUACAAUCAAAGCCCUUAUCAGCUAACUGUUUUUAUUUUUGUUUGGUUUUUUUUGGGGUGUUGUUUAUGGAUAUAUAAAAUAUUAAUGACAUUUAUAAAUGAUGUUACCAGUCCUGUUUUUGCUAAACCUUCAUUUUCAGUGCCCUUAACACCCAACUGGAUUAUGUCAUAUCAUCUUUGGUCAUUUUUGUUGAAUUUUAGUAACUGAAUGAAAAAAUGUUUUAUAUGUCUGCUUAAAUUAAUAUAUUUUGUGAAAUUUCAUUGUAAGCAAUUGCUCCAUCCAGGUAUGACGUUAAUCUGCACUCAGCCCUGCAAGUAGGCCCUCCAACCUGCAGGGAAAAACCUGGGGGUUGGUUGCAGAAUUGGCACUCCGGCCACCAUAAAAAAACCUCACACUGUUCCACUCCAUCUGAACUGGUGUGGUGCUGAGGUGUCACCCGUUGUAUGGCUGAACUGGGGUCCCAAUCUGGAUCCUAAGUUGGUUUGCCUUGUGGUGGGUGCGGCAAUGCGCUGUAUCAGUGCCUGGUCCUAACCUGUCUCUCUCUCUCUCUCUCUCUCUUCAUUGUAAAGCUGAAUUCAAAGCCAAAUUUUACCAAGUACUUCCUACACCAGCCCAUCCGUUACAGAGAUGCACAGUGUGUGGCGUCAUUUUGUUUUUGUUUUACUGUUAAGAGAAUGUUGGCGGAGGGCCUUGCAGGUCUUGGCUCCUUGCUGUGUGUUACGAGUAUGGUGGCCUCACAUGAGUGGUUCAUGAUUGAUGUUGUGGAGCUCAGCUAUUUUUCAAUAUCUAACCCAGACCCUGAACUCUUGUCAGUUUAUUUAGGCGUUUCAGGCACUGCGUGGUACAUCCCACCACCAGGAUAAACCUUUCCACAGACCACUUUGAGGGAGGAUAACGCUUUAUACUGUACCGCUACCCCAGAGAACGACUAAGCCCAGGGCAGCCGCAUGAUCAGAAUACCGCUAGAGUAACAGCAGUACGUUACAGAAAUCUAUCAGGGUUAUGUGACCAACACUUGUCCUUUUUGACCCUCUCACCACAUGCCCCAGAUCAGCAUAUGAUGAAAGGCAUUAAAAAAAUGGAACGAAAGAAAGAAAAAAAGUAUUUUUACAUAUUAACAGGCAAGACAGUUUAAACAUAACUCCCCAAACAACGAGUACACAAGAAUAAAGACAAAAAUUCACAAAUUAGGGUGCGAGACGCUAUCGCCAGAGAUAACCCGUUUCCCCCAAAUCAUCACAGUUUGUUUUACUGUCCUCAAAGUUCAAGAGGACGAUGAAAUGCCGGAAGCACAACAGAGUAUGCAGGCAGCCGAUGCCAAUAGAAUAAAUGUUCUGUCCUACUGGUCCAUGGGUUGGUCACUCCAGAGAAACCAUAAAAACGUUCAACUUUAGAGAGGCGUCUCACUUGUAAACCUUGGUACUAUAAACCUUCUUCCAGCAGGGGGUUUGCAAGUGGAUUCUCGUUGCGAACAUGCUGUUGCUCCUCGCUUCACUGCUUGAUGUCUCUGUCUGUCUCUCUCUUCCUUUCCGGGUUGAAUCAUCUUCAGCCCAACUGUCCUGCCCGCGCUGUGUCUUCUCCUUAAAGGUGCAGUUCCUCAGUUUCGGGUGAACCCUCAGCAACCCAUUUCCUGAGUUACACCUUAAGGAGACGCAAACUAACAAAGGAACCAAUAGUACAUGUGGAAUCCGCUACAAUACUCUUCUCUGAUGUACAGGAUAUCAUGUCAGUACAGCACUAUUAAAGCACGGCAUGGUGUGGCUGGUGGAAAAGCGUUCAGGUGUAUAACAGCUUUGCAACUUGUCAGUUUUUGAAUUAGUCAUGAGGCACAGGUCUUUGCUUAAAUUACUACUUAAGAUUUUAUUGCAGUGUUUUUUGCAAAUGUAAGCAAUGAUGUACAGUAUACAAUGUUUUUAACCAUAUCAUUGUGAAAUAUUAAUCUCAUUUAUGGUUUCUGUUACAGCUGUCAUUAAUGUCAAACUUCUUGUAUUCCAUGUGCACGUUAACAGGCAUUCACCAUGGCCGACUGGAAAAUACAUUUUGAAAAGACAGAA
Molecule: messenger RNA, 5643 nt
Organism: Erpetoichthys calabaricus (reedfish)
Lineage: Eukaryota; Metazoa; Chordata; Cladistia; Polypteriformes; Polypteridae
Gene: fbh1
Product: F-box DNA helicase 1
Exons: 22
Coding region: 248-3343 (1031 amino acids)
Biological process (GO): double-strand break repair via homologous recombination; replication fork processing
Cellular component (GO): nucleus
Molecular function (GO): hydrolase activity; ATP binding; DNA binding
Source: RefSeq, a predicted model, not a curated record